GGGUAUUCACUGAAAGAAGAAAUAAGAAGAAAGCAAAGCACCUCGCAGAGUAACAGUAUUGGAUAGGAAAAGAGGCGCGCGAACCAUUGAACUUCGAUCACCAUAAGAAAUAAAAAAUGGGUUGUUUGGCUACAUCAUCUGUUCUUUCUAAUCAAUUUAUUCCAUUUUCUACAACUGUCACUAAUUCUACCACAAACUCCAAAUUGGGAGCCAGUUUCCACAGAGUAUACAGAAAUACAACCAAAGAAAAAUCAUGUUUGUCUUUCGUUAGGGAUAACUAUGAAGUUAGGAUUGGGAGGAAUGUUGCAAUCAAGUCAAGCAGAGGAGUAUCUUCUUUGCAAACCCUACAAGAAAAUGGAACUUGGGAAGAACCAGAUAUUGGUAGUGACAGUGACAACGAGGACGGCGAUGAAGAAGGUGAGAGCCUUGGAUUUGAAAGUAAUAGGGAAGACGAAGAGACAAAGACUUCGGCUAUGUCUGGUGUUAAUAUUACUUCACAGGACGAGUAUGAGCGUAUUAAGAAAGAGGUUGAACAGCUUUUGGAGCCAGAAGAAAGAGAAAUAUUGCAACAGAAUGUGACUCCUAACUUGGAAAAAAUAUCAUCUGAAAAAUGGGGCCUGCUGCACUCCCGUGCCUUAUCAUUGCAGAUUUAUAGUAUGGACAAGCUUGUUGAAAAUGGUUAUGAUAUUGAUUUCCUUAAUAAGGAAGGCCUCACUGCACUUCAUAAGGCAAUUAUAGGUAAAAAAGAAGCUGUUAUAAGCCAUCUUUUACGAAAAGGUGCAAGUCCUCAUGUCAAGGAUAAGGAUGGAGCUACUCCACUCCAUUAUGCAGUUCAAGUUGGUGCAAAACAAACUGUGAAAUUAUUGAUCAAAUACAAUGUUGAUGUCAAUGUUGCAGAUAAUGAAGGUUGGACCCCAUUGCAUGUUGCCAUUCAAAGCAGAAACAGAGAUAUUGCGAAAAUUUUGAUAGCUAAUGGCGCAGAUAGGUUGAUAAAAAAUAAGGAUGGAAAAACAGCACUGGAUCUAAGCUUAUGUUAUGGGAAAGACUUCAUGUCUUAUGAUCUUGCUAAAUUAGUGAAGGUAGCUCGAACCAGCAGAGCUCUAUAAUGUACAAGGUGUACGUAGUCAAGCUGAACCAGAUUUGAAGUUUCAGUUAAAUGUUAUGUGCUGCUAAUUGGUGGUGCUUCAAACGUCUUCCAGACUGAUCUUUUUCAAAAUGAUGAAAGCUUUGAUGGAAUCUAGAACGUCAAUGAUUCCUUGGAACGUUACAGGCAUAGCUGUUAUUGACAUCAUAGUCUUGUGAAAAUCGAAAUACACAGUGCAGAUCAUAGUCUUAAUACCGGUUAACUGCAGACAACUAGACAAGUGCUUAGCAAAUUAAUCAAUUAUCCUUGACGAAACAGUUCUAGCUGCUGUAAUCUCUACAUGGGGAAUCACUUCAAAUAUGUACGGAUUAUCUAACUUGCGUAUGUUUUUCUAUAAAGAAUUGUAAAACUGUAACAAGUAGGCAUGGUUCAUAAACUUCUGUUUCAUGUAAGUGUUCUUGUUGAAAAUUUGUUUAUAAUAUUUAAAGGAUAGGUAUUUUUUGAUUAAUUUCCUUUUAUGUAAAUGAAGAACUUCUUUCUACGUUUGGAAGCACAAAUAAACA
Messenger RNA from Trifolium pratense (red clover), 1647 nucleotides. Its product is annotated as ankyrin repeat domain-containing protein EMB506, chloroplastic. Gene Ontology annotation, cellular component: chloroplast outer membrane. Gene Ontology annotation, molecular function: protein binding; chloroplast targeting sequence receptor activity. The transcript is spliced from 8 exons. The record is from RefSeq and is a predicted model, not a curated record. The coding region runs from base 117 to 1106 and encodes 329 amino acids. NCBI's taxonomy places the organism in Eukaryota, Viridiplantae, Streptophyta, Magnoliopsida, Fabales, Fabaceae. Gene Ontology annotation, biological process: protein targeting to chloroplast.